This is a messenger RNA of Electrophorus electricus (electric eel), 2369 nucleotides long. It is a transcript of the gene primpol, whose product is annotated as primase and polymerase (DNA-directed). Gene Ontology annotation, molecular function: DNA-directed DNA polymerase activity; chromatin binding. NCBI's taxonomy places the organism in Eukaryota, Metazoa, Chordata, Actinopteri, Gymnotiformes, Gymnotidae. Gene Ontology annotation, biological process: mitochondrial DNA replication; replication fork processing; error-prone translesion synthesis. Gene Ontology annotation, cellular component: mitochondrial matrix; nucleus. The record is from RefSeq and is a predicted model, not a curated record.
GCCUCACACCACCGAGAAGCCCACGGCGAGUUCAAAUGUAUUCGUAGUGAACACGGCGGGAAUAAAAAUUUAAAUAUGACACCAGAAAGGAUAAGGUCUACGAAGAUUAUUAACUAACGAUAUAGGGAGAAUGACAAGUGUAAAGUGGCAGGACCGAUUGAAAGCGCUGGAGCAGAGGGCUCUGUCCUUCCGAGCCGCGCCCAUUUGCAGCGCGUAUAAACCUCAUCUCUCGCGACCGUGGCAGCCCUCGUCCGUCUGGAGGAUCUUCCCACGGCAGAGUGCUGCCAUCAUCUUCAGUCAGCGUUGCAAACAGGACGUACAUGUUUUUGCCCUGGAGAGAGAGAGCAGAGAUGCGGGGCACAGGGUUUAUCUGGUGACCAGCUACAGUGAGCUCUGGCAUUACUACAGUUCUCACAGACAGUCACUGAUGCACUGUUAUGAGGUGAUUCCAGAGGGUGCAGUCUGCAAAUUGUACUUUGACCUAGAAUUCCACAAAGCUUCUAAUACACAUCUUGAUGGCAAAAAGAUGGUGGCAUCACUAAUUCAGUAUGUUUGUGAGAAGCUGGAGGAGGUGUAUGAUGUGCACUGCUCUGCAAAACAUGUGCUGAACCUAGACUCCAGUACUGCUGAGAAGUUUAGCCGCCAUCUUAUUUUCCUGCUACCCAACUCUGCUUUCAAAGAAAACAUACAUGUCGGCAGGUUUAUCCAUAACAUACUUAAGCCUGCUCUGAACAGUCUUCAGAAAUGCACAGAAGCUCUUGAUGCAGCGCCACACCCCUCAGACAUUGGUGACCUCAGCGAGGGUCCUCUGUCAAAGAGAAGAAAGGAUGAAGAGAAAGACCUGACCUUCCUAAUUGUGAAGACCAAAGAUGGCCAGAAGCAGCUAUUUGUGGAUCUGGGAGUCUACACCAAAAACCGCAACUUCCGUCUCUACAAGUCCUCCAAGCUGGGGAAGAACGCUGCCUUCACUGUGGCUGAGGAUAAUGCGUUUGUACCAAAGCCCGACAAGCACACCACAGAAGAGGAACGCAUAUUCCUGGCUUCCUUAAUUACCAACGUCAGUUUUACAGGUCAGAGGAUUCUGGAGUUUGAUGCUCCAGAGAUGAGUUCAGCAGGAUUUCAUUGUUCAGCCCAGCACAGAGUUCCACAGGGCUCAGAGCUUGCAGGUGAACAGCAGGCAUCUCCAUACAAGGAACUAGAUGACUUCGUGUUGACACUGGUCUACAAGGAUGGUAUUCAAGGAAGCUUUAGGCGCUGGACCUACUUUGUGUCCGAGCAGCUUCUGGUUUAUGACAUCGCAAAGUUCCGCUGGUGUCAUAAUGUUGGCCGAUUCCACAAGAGCAACAACAUCAUUAUUGUGGUGGAUAUGAAAGAAGAGGUGUGGUAUCAGAAGUGUCACGAUCCUGAGUGCAGGAGACAGAACUACAGAUCCUCUAGUUUCCCACUACCACAAGACGUCAGCAUGAGCUAUAUGUUGAAGGAGGAUGAGGAGGACCAGUUGUUUCUGAUGGAUGAACUGGGAAACAUUGAGUUGAGCCAGAGUUCUGUCCCAGCCCCUGCUUCUGGACGGGACAGCCAUGCAGAGCCAGCCAUCUCACGCUCCCAGACAAAGGACACAGAUGCAUGGGCGGAGGGGCCUGAUGACCCGUUCUAUCUAGAGGCCCUGGAGGAGGUGGAGCGGACCAUUGAGGAAAAGGGGGAGAUCUCUGACGAGCUUAUGAUCCAGGCAGUGACAGAGUGUGAGGGUACACUUGUCUAAGAUCCUGUCAUUCUUAGGCUGACUAAUGUUGGAUGAAAACUACAGCUGUGGGACCUAUACACUAUAUACAUGACAUGUUUAAAUUUUGUAACAGGUACUACCCCUCCAAAAGGGGGUUAUAUACUAUGGGAAGGAAAUACGUAUUCAAAAUGGAUUUGUAACUUGAAUGAAGGCUGAAGUGAGAAGUGAUUGUGGGGCUUCUGUCAAGGAGGGUAUGAUAUAAUGAGAUUUUAAUUCUCUUCUGAAAAUGUUUAAGUAGUGAGAAUGUUCUGCAGGUAAUCUUAAGCUUAAUACUUAAGUUAUUGUUUUCCUAUUAUUUAGGGUGGUUUUAGUGCAGUAACUUGACUUUUAUUUCUCUGACUACACACGCUACAUCUUGCUCACAUUCAGUCUUAAAAACAGACAUGUGUUUAGCAGAAUUUAAGAGUAGGGACACUGAAGAUAUUUCUUUUGUAAACCAAAUGAAAUGCACUGGUAUGCAUUUGAGCACAACGUGAAGAACAUUAGUUAAUUCUAACUAUACGAGCAAAAGUUUCGAAAAGGUUGCAAAUGCCUGUUAGAGCACCCACCAUUUCACUGCGAGUUAUACUGUAUGACUGUAUGUGACGAA